AUGAAGUCCGCGCAGGUCUUGACGUUCAUCGCGGCGAUGACGCCGGGAGUGCUCGCAGUGCUCGCAGUGCACAAGGAAGCUCCCCCAAACCCAGAUGAGGUUCCCCUGCCUGCAGUGCCCAACAUGGUGGCCGUGGGGAAGAGCGGAUUUCCUGAGUUGCCCACAGUCUCCGCCAUGCUGGAUGAGUCCACGCAGACCUUGAGUUCCUCGGUGUGGGAUGGUGUGGCCACUGGGCUGGAAUUCCGAUGGUGUCGGAUGGCAGGGAUGGCAGGCAUCGGAUAG
Molecule: messenger RNA, 282 nt
Organism: Durusdinium trenchii
Lineage: Eukaryota; Dinophyceae; Suessiales; Symbiodiniaceae
Source: the annotation of a GenBank genome assembly